Messenger RNA from Nelumbo nucifera (sacred lotus), 1808 nucleotides. RefSeq lists its product as uncharacterized. The record is from RefSeq and is a predicted model, not a curated record. Gene Ontology annotation, molecular function: phosphatidic acid binding. Lineage: Eukaryota; Viridiplantae; Streptophyta; Magnoliopsida; Proteales; Nelumbonaceae.
UGAAAAACAAUGGGGUCUAAGAGAUGAGGAAAUAUACUUCGGCGAUCAAUUUUGGUGGCGGUGUUGUCCCAGGUGAGAACCGUGUAUUCCGGGCGCUACGCAGCGAGGGUGAUUACUGAUUAGGUUCUACAUCUUGGGUACAUACACCGGCUGCUUCUACACCUCCGGCGCGUAUCACCAUCGGGAUUGUGUUUCCCAGCGGCACCGCGUCGAUCGCUUCCUAGACCGUCCUUUGCUUGCCUUCAGUACUCCAGCUGCCAUUGUUCUCUAUUUUUUCUCUCUUCCUCAGUGAUCAAUACUUGGGUUUGUGGAUCCAUUGCUGAGGAAGUACGCAGAAAAAGGUACCCGUUUGCAGCAAUCCCUUUGUUCUAUCUCCCCUGCACCUCUUCCUUACUGGGUAAAACACUUGAAAUCUUCGUCAUUGCGCGUCCACAGAAACGUUGUUUUGACUGAGUCGGGAUCUGCGGCACUUGUUUGCGUUCAUCUUGCUGUGUAUUAGCAUUCAGUCUGUGACAGGUGUCCAAAGGAGCAGAUUCAUUAUUCAAACUCGUUCUGACUUCACGACGUUUUACGUGAUUUCAUCUUCACCCAAAGCAGAACACGUUGCACACAUGCAUACGAUUAAGACCCAGUAAACCCAAUCUUCUGCAUCUAAUAGAGAGCUACUCGUUUCAUCUGAUCGAAUAGUUCAGGCUCCAGAUUCCAGAUCAAUUAUUGUUAUACCGCCUUGGAACGAAGUAGUUUCGACGUUCUUGACAGUUCCAGACUCCUGAGCUUCUUCCACAGAGAUUGCAACAUAAAAAUCCGACGAGACUUCCAUUCUUCCCUUCGCCGGAUCAAAAGAGAAGCAGGGAAAGAAAAUUAGAAGAGUCAUGGCAUUCUACUCGGGAGGUGAGGACGCUGUGGACGACUUCGACGAGUAUGAUCCAACACCCUACGGUGGAGGGUACGACAUUGUCGUCACUUACGGCCAAUCUCUCGAGCCUUCCGAUGAGAUCUGCUACCCGAUCUCGUCCUCAUCGUCCGAUAUCGAUUGCGAGAGGCCCCAGUACUCUUACUCUGAAGCAUCCGCUUACGGUGACGAGGCUCUUCAGGCUGAAUACAGCAGCUACAACCGCCCCAACAGGCCAAGGCCCCGGCCUCAGCCCGGCAGGCGUCCUGAGGAAGACGCCGGCGGCAAUGAAUACGGAUAUGGGGAGAGCCAAGAAGUGGGAGAGUACGGAUACGAGAGCGGGUAUAAACGAAAUGAGGAAUACGGGUAUGGCGGGAGGAAUGAGAGGCCCAAUGACGAGGACGAAGAAGAGAAUCGGCGUCGAAGGCCCAGUUAUGGGCGUCAAGAGGAGGAAGAAGAGUACCGGAGUCCCAGUUAUGGGCGUGAGGAGGAAGAGGAGUACCGGAGGCCCAGUUAUGGGAGGAGCGAGGAGGAAGAGGAGCGCCGAAGGUACCAGGAGUCGAGUUAUGGAGGGGAAGAGUAUGGUGGCCCUCAAUAUGGAGACAACAACUCUGAUGGUGAGGAAAAUAAGCGUCACCAUCACAGGCACCAUCACCUCAAGCAAUACGAUGAUGAAUGAGCUGAUGUUUACCAACUUGUGUCCACUUCCCGCUGAAUAUGUCCACUCUAUACAAGCCUACUAAAUAAAGAGUUGGGAGUCUGCGGUUUGGUGGACUCGGCCGUUGAGCAUUCAAAAAUAACUGGUGAAAUAUGUUACAAACCUACAUGCGUUAAGAUUUGUGAAUAAUACAACCCAGAUCUUUUUCUGGGUUUGUUUUAAGAAUUUCAGAUUUUGUGCUUGCCAUGCAUUCUUGCA